GGUUAGUUUCGUGAAUAUGUAAAUUCGAUUAAUAGAUGGAAUUAACCAGGAUAAGUUACAAAGAAGUUUAACCAAACCGCUGAUGGAUGGUGAAAUCGCGUUACUGAUUUGUUUUUCAAUGACGAUCAUGAAACAAAAUUUUUCUAUUUCAUUCGACCAACACGGAAGGGGAAAGGAAAUCAACAAAUUUUUGUGUAAUAUAACGUGCAAUUGUUUUACAGCGAUAUGUUUUUCUGAAUAACAGUGUACAUAACUUAUCCUACUUGAGAGCGUAAUCAAGUGUUAUUAGACUGACUGAAAACACAAUUGUGCAAACCUCGGUGACAUAAGUGAGGCGCUGAAAAUAAAACAAGCCACUAGUUGCGGUGAAUCAUGAACAUCUCGACCGGUUUGUUGGACGAAACGUUCGUCUAUCUGUACCGGGAGAUGAUGGAUAACUACGUGCCGGUGUAUUUCAAACAGAUGGAAUACACCCCAUGGAUCUUCUCGUUGCUCGGGUCGGCCCUGAUCGGGUUGAGCGGGAUCUUACCACUGGCGCUGAUUCCGGCAGGGGAUAAAGCGACGGCUGAUUUUAAGGAUCCCGCCGAAUCCAAAUCGCUCAAGGUGCUGUUAAGUUUCGCGGUCGGUGGAUUGCUGGGCGAUGUGUUUCUUCAUCUGCUACCGGAGGCGUGGAGUAACGAUGUGACCAGUCAGUCCCAGUCGGCUCAUGAUCAUCCCUCGAUGCGCAGUGGUCUUUGGGUGCUUGGUGGUGUUCUGAUUUUCACCAUCGUGGAGAAAAUAUUCUCCGGUUACACGAAUGCCGACGAGAACAAUCCGCAGCCGCGGUGCGUUGAGAUUGCAACGUGUUUGCUGCGAAAGAGUGGGGGUAAACUGCCGGAAGGAUUCGUUGGAAGCUGCGGUCAAACUACGGGGGCUUGCGACAUCGAGGAUGUUCCGAAUGGAUGCUUUCUUGCGGGGAAGUCUGAGGAGAAAAAGGAAUCCACCAAAAAAGUGGCUGGUUAUCUGAAUCUGCUGGCGAAUUCGAUUGAUAACUUCACCCACGGAUUGGCCGUUGCCGGUUCGUUUUUGAUAUCCUUCCGACAUGGAGUUUUGGCUACCUUUGCCAUACUGGUGCACGAAAUCCCUCACGAAGUAGGUGACUUUGCUAUCCUACUGCGAUCGGGAUUCAGCCGAUGGGAUGCGGCCAAAGCACAACUGCUAACUGCCGGAGCCGGUUUGAUGGGUGCGCUGGUAGCGAUCGGUGGAAGUGGUGCAACGACUGCCAUGGAAGCUCGUACUUCCUGGAUUAUGCCAUUUACGGCCGGAGGUUUCCUGCACAUCGCACUGGUGACGGUGCUACCGGAUUUACUCAGUGAAAAUGAACCUCGCGAAUCGAUCAAACAGUUUGCUGCGCUUCUGUUGGGCAUCGGUCUGAUGGGAAUCAUGACGGUAUACAUGGAGCACUAGGUCCUAGGUGCGUGUGCGUGUGUCUGCUGCAAAUGUACGAACGGAUGACAAGCACUUCCGACUCCUUCCGACCCACCUCCUACUAAUCCUCUCACUCUCUAGUCCCGAAGACUCCGGAUCGUCCAUCCUCUGUAGUGUCAUCUGUGUUUGCCAUACUCUUCUAUGUGUAAGGAAAUAAAUACUGAAAUCAAAUUGCUAGUUCGUAGUUAAUACAUGAUAUGUAACCAAUUUAAUAACCGUUUAUAAGUAAAGUUCGUUAAUUAGUGUUAAGAAAGGUAGAAUUCGUCACGACAGAGACAAAACUCUCUCGGUUUUGUUUGUGAUAGUGUUGUCAAUCAAGCGCAAGAAAGGUAAAAUGUCCUUUCGACAGUAGACAGUAUAUAGACGAACAACAGACGGUCGACGUUAGUCGUUUUCUCCAGACAUUACAUUUGUAAAUAUAUAACGGAGAUGUGGCACUGAUCUAUUCGUUGGUCUGUGCUUAAAAAAAACGAAAUUGUCAAAAAUGUGAGACAAGAAGAAACGCUGUGAUUUUCUGUAUGAUACCCCAUUGUAAUAAAACGAGAUUCGAAGCAAGCAA
Messenger RNA from Malaya genurostris, 2026 nucleotides. It is a transcript of the gene Zip99C, whose product is annotated as zinc transporter ZIP13 homolog. Lineage: Eukaryota; Metazoa; Arthropoda; Insecta; Diptera; Culicidae. The transcript has 5 exons. The record is from RefSeq and is a predicted model, not a curated record. Gene Ontology annotation, cellular component: membrane. Bases 373 to 1446 code for a protein of 357 amino acids. Gene Ontology annotation, molecular function: zinc ion transmembrane transporter activity. Gene Ontology annotation, biological process: intracellular zinc ion homeostasis; zinc ion transmembrane transport.